Rana temporaria (common frog) is the source of this 923-nucleotide messenger RNA. It is a transcript of the gene NME5, whose product is annotated as NME/NM23 family member 5. NCBI's taxonomy places the organism in Eukaryota, Metazoa, Chordata, Amphibia, Anura, Ranidae. The record is from RefSeq and is a predicted model, not a curated record. Gene Ontology annotation, molecular function: nucleoside diphosphate kinase activity. The coding region runs from base 16 to 810 and encodes 264 amino acids. Gene Ontology annotation, biological process: CTP biosynthetic process; UTP biosynthetic process; negative regulation of oxidative stress-induced intrinsic apoptotic signaling pathway. The transcript has 6 exons.
GCGGGGUGUAGCAAGAUGGCGGCGACGGAACGUCACUUCCGCUACAGAAAAGAAAGCAGGAUCGGUCUCCUAGCAACAAGACAUGUAAACACAUCUCUGUCCGGAGCUGUAGUAUCCAGAGAAGCUGCUGCAGAGUCCGGAUCCGGGACAGUCACCGCUGUAAUGAGUGCCACUUCCCAGCCAUCGCCCGGACUGUCCAUGAAGCCUCCCAGCAUAUAUGUGGAGAAGACCUUGGCUCUCAUUAAGCCAGAUGUGCUUCACAAAGCGGAGGAGAUCGAGGACAUCAUCUGCAGAAGUGGCUUCCUCAUUAUUCGGAAGAGAAAAGUCCAUCUGAGCCCUGAGCAAUGUAGCGACUUUUAUUCGGAACAAUAUGGUAAGAUGUUCUUCCCCAGCCUGACAGCGUACAUGAGCUCAGGACCAAUCAUUGCCCUGGAACUGGCCAGACAUAAUGCCAUCGCCACCUGGAAAGAACUAAUGGGACCUUCAAAUAGCCUGAAAGCUAAAGAAACUCACCCAGACAGUCUGAGGGCCAUUUAUGGAACGGAUGAUCUACGCAACGCUGUUCAUGGAAGCUACUGCUUCACUUCAGCCGAACAAGAGAUCCGCGUCAUGUUUCCAGAUGAGACCAUUGAACCUGUGCCUACGGGAAGCGCUGCAAGAGAUUAUCUGAGCCUUUUUGUGAACCCAACUUUGCUAACUGGACUCACAGAGCUCUGCAAGCAAAAGCCAGCCGAUCCCCUGACCUGGCUGGCGGACUGGCUUCUGACACACAACCCCAAUAGACCAGACAUCCAAGAAAAGUCCAUUUAAACAUCAGGCUGUUGGCCUGACUUGUGGCGGGGAGUUUCUCUUUGUACUUUUUUUAUGUUUCAUAUUUACAUAUAAUAUUGUAAAACGUUAAUAAAAAAAAAAUUGACAAAAAA